Molecule: messenger RNA, 1868 nt
Organism: Aedes aegypti (yellow fever mosquito)
Lineage: Eukaryota; Metazoa; Arthropoda; Insecta; Diptera; Culicidae
Product: PR domain zinc finger protein 5
Exons: 4
Coding region: 109-1845 (578 amino acids)
Biological process (GO): regulation of transcription by RNA polymerase II
Cellular component (GO): nucleus
Molecular function (GO): DNA-binding transcription factor activity, RNA polymerase II-specific; zinc ion binding; RNA polymerase II transcription regulatory region sequence-specific DNA binding
Source: RefSeq, a predicted model, not a curated record
CAAGCGGAAUCUUCGUUCAUAAACGUCAUCCUUGCUCAUUAAUUUUCUGUAAACUUUUCUUUCAACAAUUAUUUUCUAAUUUAGUGUAAUAAAUAUUGUAUUGUAACCAUGAGUGCGUUAAAUUUGAAACAUUAUCCCGAUGUGUGUCGUGUGUGCCUGAAGGCUGAUUCCGGUGCAAUGCAUUCCGUAGCCGAAGACUUCAAAGUGAUUCCGUUGAAGGUCCAAACCUUCUUGGAUGAAGUUACCUUCCGAAUUCAAGAGCACAAGGUUGAAGAUAUCCCGAAAGCAUUGUGCGACGCCUGUUGGGAACAGUUGACAAGUUUUGCAGUUUUCCGUAGCAGACUGCUCCUGACGACCCGAUUUUUGGAAGCCUUGGUAGAUGUGAAACAUUCCGACUCGGAACCAAUUAAGAUUCUUUUCAAGGAUAAAGAGGACGAACUAAAGGCACUUUUCAAAGAGCUUUCGCUGUGCAAUAAAUCUGAACCACGAGUCGAAGAUGUCCUGCAUGCAUUGGAAGAGAGCAAGUUGAUGAACCGCCAAUCGUUUGUUAAAACAGAAAAAAUUGAAAGCCCUGAAUCGGAUGAUGGCGAUAUGCAUGAUGGCGCGGACAGCGAUUAUCCUGAUGAUUCCGGAAACGAGAAAGUAAUCAAACCAGAAAUAGUUUACACAGACGAUAAUUCCUCCGAUGAUGAACCUCUGGUGAAGAAGAAAAAGGCCAAACCUAAGUCCACUAAAACUGCUCCGCAAACCGGCGAACGGAAGCGAGUAGGCCGUCCAAGAAUUCACCCGUUUGGAAAGAUUCUGCCAGAGCCGUGGUCGUGCGAAAAGUGUGCGUUUACCACGAAAUUACGAAACUCUGUUGCUCGCCAUCAGAAAGUGCACGAAAAGCGGGAAAAUCGCAUAUUUCCCUGUGAGAUAUGUGGGAUGGCUUUCAAGACCAAGGUCGAGAUGCGAAAGCAUGGUUCAACGCAUCCGGAGAACCAGUUCAUUUGCGAAAUGUGCGGCAGCACGCUCAAAAGUCCCGAAUCGCUCCGAAUACACAUGGAAAGGCAUAGCAACGUGACGCAAAAGCUCACUUGUGAGUACUGCCCGUAUACGACGCCACACUUCCAGAAUAUGAAAUCGCACAUGAAUACCCACAGCAGUACGGCGGAAAGCUUCAAGAAGGAGUGCGAAGUGUGCAAAGCCACGUUCAGAAGCACACAUCUUCUGAACCGUCAUAUGGAGACGCACGGCGAGGAACGAAAGUACGCCUGUACGGAAUGUCCGGCGCGAUUUAAAACCAGAAACGCCCUCCGAGGCCAUCGUAAUUGUGUUCACUUGGUUAUUCGCUACCCGUGUGAAUAUUGCGAGAAACGAUUCGAUCAGAAACUGACGCUGCGCGAUCACACAGAACGAGUUCACAAUAUUCAAGCCAACUUCCCGUGCGACAUCUGCUUGCUGACGGUCUACAGCCAGGAAAAGCUGGACCUUCACCGACUGCGGCAUGAAAAUCCGAAACCUUUGGAGUGCGGAGUUUGUCUAACGAUACAUCCCAGCCAGGAAGCGUUCGAUGCUCACCUUUGCAUCAGCUAUCGGGAGGACUAUUUCUGCUGUGCCAGAGACUACCGGAACUACGCACAGUUAAAUCGGCACAUGUGGGCCAAGCAUGGCAUCAAGACCAAUUUCCGGGUGAAGCCCAUCCCGGGAGUUUUGGUUGGGCAGCUGAGGAGAACGCGUAAACGUUUGAUACGGUGCCGCAAGUGUGACAUCACGUUCCCCACCAAAGCACUAAAGCUGCAACACCUGAUCGAGUGCAACAGUGGAACACAAAACAAUGAUGAAACCUAUAGAUACGAUGCCUAAUUAAAUGUUCUUUCUGAGUUAAA